This is a messenger RNA of Thalassophryne amazonica, 1969 nucleotides long. RefSeq names its product OTU deubiquitinase 3 (gene otud3). Gene Ontology annotation, biological process: protein deubiquitination. Gene Ontology annotation, molecular function: cysteine-type deubiquitinase activity. The record is from RefSeq and is a predicted model, not a curated record. The transcript has 8 exons. NCBI's taxonomy places the organism in Eukaryota, Metazoa, Chordata, Actinopteri, Batrachoidiformes, Batrachoididae. Bases 275 to 1330 code for a protein of 351 amino acids.
UUGGUUACAAAAGGAACAAAUAUUGACGCGUCCGAGCUAUCUCGUAAUAAAAUGCAUAAUAUGUUUGGAAUGCGACAUGUAGGGCUCGACUGACGUCACAGCGCUUCGUUUUCGGUGUAUUGAAGCGAGUUUCGAAACGUCUUUCCGCGGCAGCUUUGCUUCAAAGUAUCGAAACUGUGUCGAGUGUGCAGCAGUGUUUGAUGCAUGUGUCAGUACAUCAGUUUACAAAGAGUGAUUUGGGAGUUGUUGGCCUGAAGAAACAACUGCAGACACCAUGUCACGGAAACAGACGGCCAAAUCUGUGCGGAGCAACAAGAAGAGUGAACUGGAACGGAAGCGGGAUGAGCGGGCUGCGCGGCGAGCAAUUGCAAAAGACAGAAAGAACCGACCUCAGGGUGGCGAUGAAGGGGCGGAGUUCCUCAGUUUUUCGAAUCAGCUCCAGGCAUUGGGACUCAAACUGAGAGAGAUCCCUGGAGAUGGGAACUGCCUAUUCAGAGCUCUUGGUGACCAAUUGGAGGGUCACUCUCGAGGUCACCUGCAGCUUCGUGAGGAGACUGUCCAGUACAUGGCAUCCCAUCGGCAAGACUUUGAGCCAUUUGUUGAAGAUGAUGUACCCUUCACCCAGCACUUGUCCAACCUCUCAGAGCCUGGUACAUUUGCAGGCAAUGACGCCAUUGUGGCUUUUGCGCGGAGUCACCAGGUGAAAGUGGUCAUCCAUCAGCUAAACGCACCACUAUGGGAGAUAAACGGUGCUGAGAAGCAAGUGUGCAGAGAGCUGCACAUCGCCUACCGUUACGGGGAUCACUACGACAGUGUGCGGUGCACUGGAGACAACUCUGAGAGCCCUGCUCUGCUCCGCAUAGAGAAUCUGCAGAAUUCUCACGGUCAGCAGCGGGAGUUUGGGGACGGCCAGAAGCACAAACAGAGAAACUCUUCUGCAAUCUCAGAGGAUGACAGUGUGAUCCUGAGCUCAAUCAAGAGUCGAGGAAUCCAGGGGGAUGAAGAGAACCUGCUGCAGCUGAGUGCAGCGACCAUCAAUGCUGAGUGGUUAGUGGGCUCUCUGCUGACUCACAGCCGGUGUGCGUCACAGUCCGCAGACUGUAGAGCCGCAGCCACAGACUAUACUGAUGCCAAACAGUCAGCAGAUGGCAGCAACACACACACAUUUAAGUUGUCCAACAAGCAGAAGAAGGAGCAGCAGCGUCAGGAGAAGAAGAAACGUCAGGAAGAGAGGCAUCGGCAGAAGGUUCGCCAGAGCAAAGGAAUCCAGGACCAGAACGUGCCAGAGGCUGUCACUUUAGUACCAGCUCUGAACACUCUUAGUAUAUAGACUGGACCCAUGGCAUUUUGCACAUACUUCAGUUCCACUGAGUGGUGGAAGCUGGGGGGGGGGAUAGAUCCCUGUAGUUUCUUUGCAAAUUCUCUGACAGUGCCUGUAAUUUGUACAUGUGAAGUGGGGGUGACACUGGUUUUUGUUGGUGCACAUUUAGAAGCCAGACUGGCUUUUGACCACAGCUGUGCACACGUCAGGUGGCUGAUGUUCUAGUUUGCCACAAAUUAAGAUGUUUGUUCGGUCUCGACGUUGGGAAAGCAGAGCGCCGGACAGAUGGUUGUUCUGCACGCUGUACUGUAAAUAAGAAAUGUGGCAAUAAAUCAUGAAUACUGUCCUUGUAUCAACGCUUAUUAGCCAGUUGGUCAUCACUUGUAACACAGUUUGAAAUUAGGAAGCAUUUAAGUAAUCAAGUCUUUAUUUUUCAACACCAAGUAUGGUGUAGGACUCUGCCUAAAAACUUUUUCUCCUACUACACAUACUCCAUUUCUUUAAAUGAUUUGUGUUCAGUUGCGGUGUUUACUGGAUUUUGGUGUCUUAAAAAAGCAUUCUGUGGGUCACGGCCAGGUCCCUUUUGGUUUGCUUCAGUGUCAAGUGCCUCACUGGUGUGAAAACACACAGCUGGCAUUUUGUUAAACC